Molecule: messenger RNA, 1373 nt
Organism: Catharus ustulatus (Swainson's thrush)
Lineage: Eukaryota; Metazoa; Chordata; Aves; Passeriformes; Turdidae
Product: cholesterol side-chain cleavage enzyme, mitochondrial
Exons: 9
Coding region: 45-1364 (439 amino acids)
Biological process (GO): C21-steroid hormone biosynthetic process; glucocorticoid biosynthetic process; cortisol metabolic process
Cellular component (GO): mitochondrial inner membrane
Molecular function (GO): monooxygenase activity; oxidoreductase activity, acting on paired donors, with incorporation or reduction of molecular oxygen; iron ion binding
Source: RefSeq, a predicted model, not a curated record
ACCGCUUCUGGCAGGAGGGCGGCCUCAGCAACCUGCACCUCAUCAUGGCACGCAAGUUCCGCCAGUUCGGGCCCAUCUACAGGGAGAAGCUGGGUGUGUACGAGUCCGUGAACAUCAUCAGCCCCGGGGACGCGGCCGCGCUGUUCCAGGCCGAGGGGGCCCUGCCCGAGCGGUUCCGGGUGCCCCCGUGGGUGGCGUACCGUGACUUCCGCAACAAACCCUACGGGGUGCUGCUCAAGACGGGCGAGCCGUGGCGCUCGGAGCGGUUGCUGCUGAACCGGGAGGCGCUGGCUCCGGACGCGAUCCCCGCGCUGGUGCCGCCGCUCAGCGCCGUGGGCGAGGAUUUCGUGCGGAGAGCGCGGGCACAGGCGAGCCAGAGCGGCCGCGGCAGCUGGAGCGGGGACUUCAGCCAGGAGCUGUUCCGAUUCGCGCUCGAGUCGGUGUGCCACGUGCUGUACGGGCAGCGCCUGGGCCUGCUGCAGGAUUUCGUGCAGCCCGAGGCGCAGCGCUUCAUCGAGGCCGUGGCGCGCAUGUUCCACACCACGGCGCCCAUGCUGUACCUGCCGCCCGCGCUGCUGCGCCGCCUCAACACCCGCACCUGGCGCGACCACGUGCAGGCCUGGGACGCCAUCUUCGCCCAGGCGGACAAGUGCAUCCAGAGCGUGUACCAGGAGCUGCGGCUGCGGCGCAGGAGCGCCCAGGAGCACGUGGGGAUCCUGGGCAACCUCAUCCUGCGCCACAAACUGCCCCUGGAGCACAUCCGCGCCAGCGUCACCGAGAUGAUGGCCGGAGGGGUGGACACGACGUCCAUGACCCUGCAGUGGGCCAUGCUGGAGCUGGCGCGGGCCCCGAACGUGCAGGAGCAGCUGCGGGCCGAGGUCCUGGCAGCCAAACGUGAGGCGGGCGGUGACAGGGAGAGGAUGCUGAAAUCCACACGGCUGCUCAAGGCCGCCAUCAAGGAGACGCUCAGGCUGCACCCGGUGGCCGUGACCCUGCAGAGGUACAUCACGCACGAGGUCAUCCUGCAGGACUACCGCAUCCCGCCCGGGACGCUGGUGCAGGUGGGGCUGUACGCCAUGGGCCGCGACCCCGCGGUGUUCCCGCGGCCGGAGCAGUUCCUGCCGCAGCGCUGGCUCGCCGCCGGCCCCAAACACUUCCAGGGGCUCGGCUUCGGCUUCGGGCCGCGCCAGUGCCUGGGCCGCCGCAUCGCCGAGCUGGAGAUGCAGCUCUUCCUCAUGCACAUCCUGGAGAACUUCAAGAUCGAAACCAUGCGAGCCGUGGAGAUCGGCACCAAGUUCGACCUCAUCCUGAUCCCGGACAAACCCAUCCAGCUGACGCUGCGGCCCCUGGAGUGCGGGGAGUGAGGAGCCCCC